This is a messenger RNA of Apus apus (common swift), 6165 nucleotides long. It is a transcript of the gene ETS1, whose product is annotated as ETS proto-oncogene 1, transcription factor. Gene Ontology annotation, cellular component: nucleus. NCBI's taxonomy places the organism in Eukaryota, Metazoa, Chordata, Aves, Apodiformes, Apodidae. Gene Ontology annotation, biological process: cell differentiation; regulation of transcription by RNA polymerase II. The transcript is spliced from 10 exons. The coding region runs from base 102 to 1562 and encodes 486 amino acids. The record is from RefSeq and is a predicted model, not a curated record. Gene Ontology annotation, molecular function: sequence-specific DNA binding; DNA-binding transcription factor activity, RNA polymerase II-specific.
GGAUAGCACCAGGUAGUUGGAAAGAAAUCGGAGACAAGUGUGGGAAGCCGUGGAGGACAUAAGCUUUUCCCCUGGCCUUUCAGCUAAGUAGCACCUCUGAGAUGAUGAGCUACUAUAUGGACACAACCAUUGGCAACGCAGCCCCUUAUCCUUUGGGUCGCUCCGGAGUGAUGAAACAAGGUGCCGCCAGCCCCUGCGAGGACCCCUGGUUUACCUGCGGCUUUCAGUCCUCCUGCUGCCAGCCGAGGACAUGCUGCCCACUCUGGGACGAGCCAGCCACACAAGAAGUGCCCACUGGCCUGGAACACUAUAGCACAGAUAUGGAAUGUGCAGAUGUGCCUUUAUUAACUCCCAGCAGCAAAGAAAUGAUGUCUCAGGCGUUGAAAGCCACCUUCAGUGGCUUUGCAAAAGAGCAACAGCGACUGGGGAUCCCCAAAGAUCCCCAGCAGUGGACAGAGACACACGUGCGGGAUUGGGUGAUGUGGGCGGUGAAUGAGUUCAGCCUGAAGGGAGUGGAUUUCCAGAAGUUUUGCAUGAAUGGAGCUGCCCUCUGCGCCCUGGGCAAGGAGUGCUUCCUGGAGCUAGCACCUGACUUUGUGGGAGAUAUCCUUUGGGAGCAUCUGGAGAUCUUGCAGAAAGAAGAGAUAAAACCAUACCCAGCAAAUGGAGUGAAUACAACAUACCCAGAAUCCCGCUACACUUCAGACUACUUCAUUAGCUACGGCAUCGAGCAUGCACAGUGUGUGCCUCCCUCCGAGUUCUCCGAGCCCAGCUUCAUCACAGAGUCCUACCAGACCCUCCAUCCCAUCAGCUCAGAAGAGCUUCUGUCCCUCAAGUACGAGAACGACUAUCCUUCGGUCAUCCUGCGGGACCCGGUCCAGACGGAUUCCCUGCAGACAGACUACUUCACCAUCAAGCAGGAAGUGGUGACGCCAGACAACAUGUGCAUGGGCCGUGCCAGUCGAGGUAAACUGGGUGGCCAGGACUCCUUUGAGAGCAUAGAGAGCUAUGACAGCUGCGACCGCCUGACACAGUCCUGGAGCAGCCAGUCCUCCUUCCAGAGCCUGCAGCGCGUCCCCUCCUACGACAGCUUCGACUCAGAGGACUACCCUGCUGCCCUGCCCAACCACAAGCCCAAGGGCACCUUCAAGGACUAUGUUCGAGAUCGGGCCGAUAUGAACAAGGACAAGCCUGUCAUCCCUGCUGCUGCCCUCGCUGGCUACACAGGCAGUGGACCUAUCCAACUGUGGCAAUUCUUGCUGGAACUGCUCACUGACAAGUCCUGUCAGUCCUUCAUCAGCUGGACGGGUGAUGGUUGGGAAUUCAAGCUCUCUGACCCAGAUGAGGUGGCCAGGCGGUGGGGGAAGAGGAAAAACAAACCCAAGAUGAACUACGAGAAGCUGAGCCGGGGCUUGCGUUACUACUACGACAAGAACAUCAUCCACAAGACGGCCGGGAAGCGCUACGUCUACCGCUUCGUCUGCGACCUGCAGAGCCUGCUGGGCUACACCCCCGAGGAGCUGCACGCCAUGCUGGACGUCAAGCCAGAUGCUGAUGAGUGAAGGUGGUCAACCAUGGGUGGAGAACCUCACCCGUGUUAUUUUGGAGAGUCGAUGGGACUUUUUUCUGUUGGUUCUUUUUGAUUUUUUUAUUUUUUUUUGCUGUUACUUUCGGUGUUCGUUUUUGUUUUGGGUUUUUUUUUGAUGCUUUGAGGAAAGAGGGUGGUGAAAGAAGCAGACUUUUGGCCAAAAACCCAAAGAGUUUGGUUCGCAGAAGGAUGGGUUGUUGUUUUUUUUUCUUUCUUUCCUGAAAGCUCCAAGACAGGCUUUUUUUGGGGUGAAAUUCUGAGUUUUAAGAAAGCCAGAACAAUGUAGCUCACUUCAAAAAAGAAACAAACCCCUCCUCAUCCCUUGCUGUGUAGAAAAAAAGAAUCAAGCAGAUCCCUUUGGUUUUGGUGUUAUUCACACAAGCCAACAGUUCAGGAAGUGACAGUAUUCCCAAGGAUUUAAAUCUUUUUUUAAGGUCAGGGAGGGAAAACCAAAGUGGAUGAAUAGUCCUGCUUUGGGGAGGGGCAAUAUAGGAAAAAACCAAGAACUUUGUAAUUCUUGGUACAAGGCCUUUCUCUCUACAAAAGGCAGAAUUUUUUCUAGGAGGGAUCAAGACUUUUUUUUUUUUUGUUAAAAUUUUAUUAAAUUUUGUGCCAGUAUUUUUUUUUUAAAUAGUCUUAAGCUCUAAGAUGGUCUCAGUAUUGCAAUAUUGUGUGUGUUUGUUUCUGUUCUGCCAGCAGAGAGUUUUAUCACAGUGAGGAAAAACUAAAAAAAAUCAAUAAAUAACCAGUGUGUUUAUGUAGACCCCACUGGAGAAGUGUAACACUUGGCAUCUCCAGAUCAUAUGUGAAGGAAAAAUUUAACUCCAAACUGGCUCCUGGUGAUGCUGGCUGGGUGUGUGGCUUGUGCUUCCAAUCCCCCGCUCUUUGCUCUGCUGUUUGCUGAUAAAGCUGGUUGAAAUUUCUGCUUUUCUUUGUUGUUAAAAAGGGGUCUUUUUGUAUGGCUGUGUCUGCUUCGUGCACAAAACCUAACGAGAUUUGCUGGGAAAAUGUCUUUUUUGCAUUUUCCAAAUUUCUUCAGUGCUCAAGGAACACUUUGGUGCUUUCAGAAAAUGUGGGGGUUUUGUUUUUUGGAAGGAGAAAGGGGAGAAAUUCACGUGUUUUGAGUGUGAGAAAUGGAAAAUGUGUAAGUUCAUUGAAGGGGGAAAAAUCAGGAAAAAUUGAAAAAACAAAGGGAAAUGUUUUUUUCUUCCUGUUUCGACCAGCUCUGUCUUUAUUGCUGUAUCUUUUUACCAUCCUGGGCACACGCAGAAAGGAAAUUGUCCUUGCAAAUGGGUUCUUUCCUGAUCCUGCAAACCCUGUCAGGGUGUGAGUGACACAAAGUGUAUCCCAGUGCCACCAGAGUAAAUCAGAGGUGUCACUGCUUGCUCGAGAUGGCUGCAGGAUGAGUCCAGAGGCAGCUGCUCCCUCUCUCCUCCAAGCCUUUCACAGCAUGGUUUGUGUUCAGAGGGGGAAAUCCUGCUGCCCCCAGCACUUCCCGGGAUGCUCUGAGCAAAGGGUGAGCUAAGGGAUUGUUGAGAUGUUAGAGGAGUUAAGAGGUGUUUCCCUGUCCAAAUAGAACCCCAGAGCCAGAUCUGCAUGGAUCUGACUGCUGGAAUGGGGUUUUUCUCCCCUGAGAGCCACUGGGCAUUUUCUUUCGGAAGACAGUGUUUGAACCAAAAGUACCUUCUCUUUGUGUUGUCGGUGUGGUAGAGGUAGUUGUGUUCCCUGCACAGGUGCUGUGAGACAGUAGUUGGGGGAGGCAGGGAAGGGCUUCAGCUUCCCCAGAAUCCUCACUGGGCACUGCCAGUUUGAUCCAGGCUGAUAAAUCUUUGGCAGGACAGGAUGGCAAAGAGCUGCAACAUUGGGGCCUGUAACCCCCAUCAGAGGGGCAAGGUGAUGCUCAGAGGUGCUGGGCUGUCCUCUACUUCCUCUGGAGCCAGAGGCACCCAGCACCUCUGUAUCCUCAGGGGGUCAUGUUGGGGGGAUUCAGCCCCCAAACUGCUGCCUGCUUAAAAAAGGGGGUCCUGGAGGGGAAAUAAGUGGGCUAAGAGGGAGCUCCAGCCAAGGGGUUUGGAAGCAGAUGGUGGGUUAGGUGAGGGAGGUUUUCAGUUAUGCUAUUAGCUCAUGGGGCUGGGCAUCAUCCCACUGAGCAUAUGGAGGGAAAAGGGUGGAAAGGAAGGAAAAGGAGAUGGAAGGAAGGUGGAAGGAACGUGCACCAAAGGAGGAAAGGGAUGCUGCCUGCUGAGAGGUUAAAUUUCAGCUCCUAUCUUGGGCAGGUAGGGAGGAUGGGAGAAAAGAGCUUGGCUGAGCUGGGGAGAGAGGAAAGGAAAUGUGGAUAUCAUGGAUGAGAUCCCCUGCCAGUGAGGCCCUGGGGUAGAGCUCUGGGAGUUGAGCAAGACGUGAUGGCACAGACGUGUGCAGGGGGAGCAGUUAAAGAGCACCCUGCCAGGACACACUGUGGGGGUUGGAUUUCCAGCAGUUGGGUGGGUUUUUUAGGUUCAGGAUUGCUGCCAAGUGCCCUUAGCUUACCCUUCACAGGCCACUUCCAGCAAUGAAACUCCCUUGCACCCUACAGCAGGGUGCUGCCAGGAAGCUGGGCACACCAUGUCCUGCCCUCACGCUGUGCCUCAGGUUGUGGCUCCUGCUUUGCUCAGCUGCUCCACUGCAGCUGAAGUGCCUUUUUCCAGCAGAAAACAGGGAUGAAAUUUCCCCUCUUGACAAAAAAACCCGCAGGUUCAGGUACCAUCCUUCUGCCAGGCUAAAUACCUCCUUUGCUUCACCAUGCUUAUUUGUUCCAGGUUUCCAGCAUGAACCUGUGUGUUCCCAGUGAUUUUGGGAAGGCAGUUUGAAGGUUAGAAAGGGUGAGUUGUAGAAAGCAGCUCUGGUUUUUGGCAGUAGCCCCUGGUCAGAUCUUCUCCAUCAUUUUUCCCAGCCAUUGGCCAUCCCAGCUCACAGCUUGUGCACAGGAGGUGCAACAGAAAAAAGGGACAUCACUUUGUGUUUUCCUUUAGCUCAAUAUUCCCAACCUAGAGACCAUCCCAGAGAGGGUUGUGUGCUGUUUAUACACUGGAGAUUUUGUUUCUCUUUUUUUUUUUUUUUUCUUCUCUCUUUUCAUUCUGCUUUUUAACUGCUUGCUGACCUAUGGCAAGGGCUGUCUGGAACCCAAACCCUCUGACCUAUUUUUUGAGGCCAUGAAAAUUUGGUUAACCCAUACACCAGAGGAUGGAUUUGAGAAGGAUGAUGGAGAUCUGCCAGGGAUGGGACUUGCUCCUGUGCUGGUUUGUCUGCAUGGGGAUGAGCUUCACCCUUGGCAGAUACACAUGGCUUUUGGCAACGGGGAAAUUUUGUCUUGUUUUGGAACGUCUCAGGUGUGUCUGGUGAUUUUUUGGGUGGUUAUUUUCUAUGUUGUCCUUGUGAUCUGCUGUUCUUCAUGCAGGAGUGUGUGUCCCCAGCAAAGCCUGAGCCCUCCCUUGGGAGCUUUGCUCUUGCAAACAGGAGCUUUACAGGGCUUCAGGUUUGGCAUCUCAGUAAAAGGUAAAAUAACCCCAAAACCUGAUGAAAAAUGCAAAGCACUUUUUCUGCUGCCUGUCUCCAUCUCUGUGUGUAGGAUGACCAUAACCAUUCGUGUAGGUUUAUUUCUACACCAGCACUAUCCUGCUCCAAACAUCAGGUGGAUCCAAACAGGGCAAGAAAUAGAAAACAUUGUAAAUUUAACCUUCUCACGUCUUUCCAAACCAACACCUCCUCCAUAAAAACAGGCCCUGUAAGCACCAAUAAAUUUAGAUGCUUUAGGAAACAUCUUUAUCUUCUGACUCCUGCUCUCCUGGAAGGGUUUUCUGUGAGGCUUUAAGGCUUAAUUGCUUGUUCCUCAUUAAUACUGCAAAAUUUGGAUGCCUUGGCUUGCUCUGCUCUCUGGUAGGGUCUAUAUAACAUCCAUGAGCUGUUGUCUACAUUCCAAAGAGGUUUAAAUAGAUGAUAAAUCUAUGUAUACAUAUAUGUUAAUGGAAUAUCUCCAGGAAUUAACUGCCUCAGUAAAUGAAAAAAGAAAAAAAAAAAAAGUCUUUUGUUUUGUUUUGUUUUUUACACACAGGAUUUCUUUUGUUUAUAAGCUGAUAAACAUAAAAGAAAAAAAAAAAAGAAAGAGAUUGUUAUAUUGUGCUGUUCGACUAUUUUCCAACUUGUAUUUUCAUAUAAUUUAUAUUUUUUAAAAGUGGAAAAAAAUUUUAAAAGUGAGAUUAAAAAAAAAAAUCCGAAAAAAAGGAAAAAAGCAGGUGCUUUUUUUUUAAAAAAAAGAAACCAAACAACUGAGCUGAGGUAGCGUAGAGAUGUAGCGACGUGUGUGUGUCUGUGUGUUGUGUUUUGUUUUGUCUUGGGUUUUGUUGUGUUGUUUUUUUUUAAGGGAUACAAAAAUAAAAAGAAAAGUCCCUCCAACAUGGAAUUCUGAAAGAAGGAGGGGGUUGGUUUUGUUUUAAUUGCUGAUGCUGGCACAUCAUUUUGCUGGAGAGUUUUUUAUAUACUGUAGCCUUAUUUCAUAUCGUAUUUUAAACCAUGUGAAAUUAAAAGAAGAAUAAUUCAUA